Messenger RNA from Adineta steineri, 813 nucleotides. Lineage: Eukaryota; Metazoa; Rotifera; Eurotatoria; Adinetida; Adinetidae. The record is from the annotation of a GenBank genome assembly.
AUGUCAUCCGAACAAUCUAAAUCAUCAUUUCGUGUAAUGACAUACAAUAUUCGUAUGGAUACGUUUUUUGACGGAAAAAAUCGAUGGAGUUGUCGUAAGGAUCGUGUUGUUAACCUUAUUCGUUCCUACGCACCAGAAAUAUUUGGUGUUCAAGAAGCUCUUUCUCAACAAAUGACUGAUCUACAACGUGAUUUACCUAAUUAUGGCUCGUAUGGUGUUGGUCGUGAUGACGGUAGGGAUAGUGGUGAAUAUUCUGCAGUAUUUUAUCGUCACGAUCGUUUUGAACUCCUCGAUCGAGGUACAUUCUGGUUGUCAAAGAAUCCAGACACACCGGGCAGUAAAGGCUGGGAUGCUGAUCUCCCACGAAUAUGUAGUUGGAUAAAACUGAAAGAUCGUUUAACGAAUAAAGAAAUCUAUUAUUUUAAUACACAUUUUGACCAUAAAGGUACCGUUGCGCGCCAAGAAAGUGCUCGAUUGAUUUUAGAUCGUAUUCAACAGAUCACGGGAUCUGGAACACCAGCAAUAUUAACUGGUGAUUUUAAUACAGGACCUGAAUCAGAUGCUUAUCAUACUAUUAUAACAAAUAAUAUUCUUCAAGAUACCCAACUUUUAACUGAAUCAUCUCAUUCUGGUCCUCAAGGUACUUGGUCUACUUUCGACGUCGGACAUGGUAUAGGCGAUCGAAUAGAUUAUAUUUUUAUUACACCAUUACACUUCAAAGUAUUGAAUCAUGCUCAUUUAACUGAUUCGCAAGAUAAGUGUUAUCCAUCCGAUCAUUUACCAGUCUUGACAGAAUUAGUUUAUACACAUUAA